UUGACAUGUUAUGUAUUGUUCAUUCUGUAAUUUAUAACAUAGUGUUGUAUGGGCUUGUGUAUUAUUAUGAUGUUAAAUUAAAUAAUGUUCUCCAGUUACGGUCGUCCAUUUAUGCUAGCCUGGCUAAGUGUACAGCAUUGCAAAGUAUUCCAAGCCGAGAGAACAACGAAAGCCUUUCCCGCUGCGUGAACAGACUGCCUAGCUGAGGAGGCAUCAGGACGGAUACCACAUCCUACCACACCUCUUCUUGUCCAAGCAGCACCCUUGACUGUUGAAUACUAUUCGGGAACUAUUUGAAGGCGGUCAACCUGAAUAUAGUCUUUCCCUUUAAACGGAAUGGUUUUUGAAAAUACCUAACCUGGAGGGUUUGCUGUACAAGUGUUGUUUAAAGCCUGCCGGUGGCGAUUGCCAACUUUUGAGAAGGUCGCAUUAAGUCUUUCUGGAGGGAACCAACUUAAAACUAGAAUGGAUCAAGCCAGUGGUGGGGAGGACCCAAAUAAACCCUCCAAAAAGAAAUCCAACGAGGACGAGGGUAAAAACAAAAAGCUGAACAUACACAUAAAAACAUUGGCUGAUGAUAUGCGUGAUCGUAUUACCAGUUUCAGAAAAACAGGGAUGAAGAAGGAGAAGCUUCUUAUACAGCACCCAACAGAUCCCCUAUCUAUCCAGGCCGAACUGCCUGUACCUCAGCCACUUUUUGACGAUCGCUCCAUGAACCUCUCGGAAAAGGAGAUCAUUGACCUCUUCGAGAAGAUGAUGGAGGACAUGAACCUGAAUGAGGAACGCAAAGCCCCUCUGCGUGGAAAGGACUUGAGCACCAAACGAGAGAUGGUGGUCCAGUACAUCUCAGCUACUGCCAAAUCUAUAACUGGGAGCAAAGUUGCGGGUGGACUAAGGAACAGCAAGCAUGAAUCUACACUUUCAUCCCAAGAGUAUGUUCACGAGCUGCGUUCUGGCAUCACAGAAGAAAAGCUGCUCAAUUGCCUGGAGUCCCUCAGAGUGUCCCUCACUAGUAACCCUGUCAGUUGGGUUAACAACUUUGGUUAUGAGGGUCUUGGCCUUCUUCUCGAUGCUUUGGAGAAGCUGCUGGACAAGAAACAGCAAGAGAAUAUUGAUAAACGGAACCAGCAUAAACUUAUCCAAUGUUUGAAGGCUUUUAUGAACAAUAAGUACGGACUGCAAAGUAUCUUGGGAGAUGAGCGGAGUCUGUUGCUGUUGGCACGAGCAAUUGACCCCAAACAGACCAACAUGAUGACCGAGAUUGUCAAAAUUCUCUCUGCUGUCUGUAUUAUUGGAGAGGAAAACAUCCUGGAUAAAAUUCUAGCUGCCAUGACAAUUGCUGCAGAGAGGAACAAUAAAGAGAGAUUUGCUCCAAUUGUGGAAGGUCUGGAGAACCACGAAGCCCAGCAGCUCCAGGUUGCUUGCAUGCAGCUGAUCAAUGCCCUGGUCACCUCCCCCGAUGACCUGGACUUCCGGAUACAUCUCCGCAAUGAGUUCUUAAGAUGUGGCCUCAAAAAGAUUCUACCUGAGCUAAAAGAGACAGAGGAACUAGACAUCCAGCUUAAAGUGUUCAACGAGAACAAGGAGGAGGACUCUAUUGAACUCUCCCAUCGCCUUGAUGACAUCCGCGCCGAGAUGGAUGAUAUGAAUGAAGUGUACCAUCUCCUGUCCAACAUGGUGAAAGACACUGGCUCAGAGACCUACUUCCUGUCAGUCCUUCAGCACCUUCUGCUCAUCAGAAAUGACUAUUACAUCAGGCCUCAGUAUUACAAGGUGAUAGAAGAAUGCGUGUCUCAGGUGGUCCUGCAUCGCAGUGGAAUGGACCCUGACUUUGGCUACAGUAAAAGAUUGGACGUGGACUUCACUCAUCUGAUUGAUCAGUGUGUGGAUAAAGCCAAAGUUGAAGAGAGUGAGCAGAAGGCUGCGGAGUACUCCAAAAAGUUUGAUGAGGAGUUCAGUGCACGGCAGGAGGCCCAGGCUGAGUCUCAAAAGAAGGAAGAGAGAAUCAAAGAGUUGGAGGGGAAGAUCAAGGCGCUGGAGUCCCAGUUAACUAUUGAAAAAGACAAGCUCAAAGAAGCUCAGAGACUCAUCAGGAAAUCUGAUGCCAAGAUUGCAACAGGUCCAACUGCGCCCGGAGCACCACCUCCACCACCCCUACCAGGGGGUGCAGCAGCUCCACCUCCUCCUCCCCCACCUCCUCCCCCACCUCCACCUGGUGGCUGUCCUCCCCCACCUCCUCUCCCCGGUCACGCUUGCAUGACACUUCCACCUCCACCUCCACCACCUCCCCCAGGUGGAGGACCUCCACCUCCACCACCACCUCCCGGAUGUGGGGGUCCGCCUCCUCCGCCUUUCUUCGGGGGCCCACCUGCCUUGCCUGUCGUCAAGCUGCCUUAUGGACUGGAGCCCAAGAAGACCUACAAGCCUGAAACUGUGAUGAAGAGGGUCAACUGGACAAAGAUAGUGCCUCAGGAAAUGGCAGAGAAUUGCUUCUGGAUCAAAGUCAAAGAAGAGAAGUUUGAGAAUCCUGACCUAUUUGCUCAGCUCUCCCUCUGCUUCUCGUCACAGAGCAAAGUGAAAAAAGAUGUGAAAGAUGAGACUGAUGACAGAAUGCAACACUUCAAGAAAAAGGCGAAAGAGCUUCGCAUCCUGGAUGCAAAAACAGCCCAGAAUCUUUCAAUUUUCUUGGGCUCGUUCCGCCUGCCGUAUGAAGAGAUCCGGGACAUUGUGCUGGAGGUAGACGAGGAAAGACUGAGCGAAUCACUCAUCCAGAACCUGAUAAAGAACCUGCCAGAGCAGAAAGAGCUGAAUUCGCUAGCGGAACUAAAGGGUGAAUAUGAAGAGCUAGUGGAGUCAGAGCAGUUUGGCAUUGUGAUGAGUUCAGUAAAACUCCUACGACCACGUCUGAACGGCAUUCUGUUCAAGCUGACGUUUGAGGAGCAGGUGAAUAACAUCCGGCCAGACAUCAUGAAUGUGACGUUUGCCUGCGAGGAGGUGAAGAAGAGUGAAAGUUUAUGCAAACUUCUGGAGUUGGUGUUGCUGGUUGGUAAUUACAUGAAUGCCGGUUCAAGGAAUGCCCAGACAUUUGGUUUCAACAUCAGCUUCCUCUGCAAGCUCCGAGACACUAAAUCCACCAGUCAGAAUACAACACUUCUCAAUUUCCUUGCUGAAAAGUGUGAAGAGUCUCACCAAGAGAUUUUGAGGUUUCCAGAUGAACUGGAACACGUUGAGAGCGCCAGCAAAGUGUCUGCAGAGAUCUUAAAAACCAGUUUGACCACCAUGGAACGUCACAUUCAGAGGCUUGAGAACGACAUCGAGAACUUUCCCAAAACGGAUGACCAACAAGAUAAGUUUGUGGAAAAGAUGUUGGGCUUCUCCAAGCAUGCACGGGAGCAGUAUGAAAAACUGUCAACGAUGCACAAGAACAUGCAAAAGCUUUAUGAGAGCUUAGGCAGCUAUUUUGCCUUUGACCCCCACUCGGUCAGUGUGGAGGAUUUCUUUGGAGAAUUGGCCAACUUCCGCAUACUCUUCAUGGAAGCAGUGAAGGAGAACCACAAGAAGAAGGAGAUGGAGGAGAAGAUCAAGAGAGCCAAGCUGGCGAAGGAGAAAGCAGAGCGGGAGAAGCAGGAGCGCCAGCAGCAGAAGAAGCAGCUGAUUGACAUGAACAAAGAGGGAGAUGAAACCGGUGUGAUGGAUAGCCUAAUGGAAGCUCUACAGUCCGGAGCAGCCUUCCGUGAUCGACGAAAACGAACACCGCGCAAUGGUGAUCAAAGCCCUUCCAGUCCAUCGUCUCGGUGGCCGGGUGCUAACUAUGGCAACAGAACCCUAGAUGUUGCCGCUGGGAGAAGCAGACAACCGCCGCGCAGUCCUGGAAAGGUCUCGUUCACGCCACAACACAAACCACCAAGCUCGAUGAUCACCCGCGCCUACCACAAGACGCUAGAUAAGUGCCAAAGAGGCCUGCGAGGUGGAAACCUGGAAGACAUCUGAAGGAGGGACAGACCACCAAUCACUGUAGCGCGCGUGCGCACACACACACACACACACACACACGCACGCACACACACAUCAACAAGUAUGGAACAAAAACGCAUAAAGAAUCAACACAGAACUGGAGCAUCUACAGUACAUCACACAGAGACAUUUCAUUUUCAUGCUGUUCAUCUGACGCCUUACAUAUUUAUUCAACACUUUCCCAUCCCUCUAAAUGUCCUCUUUAGAUGGUUUUGAUUUAUGAAA
This is a messenger RNA of Etheostoma cragini (Arkansas darter), 4239 nucleotides long. It is a transcript of the gene diaph2, whose product is annotated as diaphanous-related formin 2. The record is from RefSeq and is a predicted model, not a curated record. Gene Ontology annotation, molecular function: microtubule binding; actin binding; small GTPase binding. NCBI's taxonomy places the organism in Eukaryota, Metazoa, Chordata, Actinopteri, Perciformes, Percidae. The coding region runs from base 466 to 3990 and encodes 1174 amino acids. Gene Ontology annotation, biological process: actin filament polymerization; actin cytoskeleton organization. The transcript has 32 exons. Gene Ontology annotation, cellular component: actin filament; cytoplasm.